AUGCCUGAGGUAACUCGGACCCAAGACGAGCCAAUGGAGGAGGAGGAGGUGGAGACAUUCACCUUCCAGGCGGAGAUCGCACAGUUGAUGUCGCUGAUCAUCAACACCUUCUACUUGAACAAGGAGAUCUUCCUCCAGGAGCUGAUCUCCAACUCUUCCGACGCUCUGGACAAAAUCCAAUACGAGAGCCUGACCAACCCCAGCAAACUCGACUCGGGGAAGGAGCUGCACAUUAACCUCAUCCCGAACAAGCAGGACCAGACCCUCACCAUCGUGGAUACUGGGAUUGGCAUGACCAAGGCCGACCGGCAGUACACCUGGGAGUCCUCUGCAGGGGGCUUGUUCACAGUCUGCACUGACACGCAAACUUGUGGGUCUGGAACGAAGGUUAUCCUACACCUGAAAAAAGACCAGACCGAGUACCUGGAGGAGAGGAGGAUAAAGGAGAUCAUGAAGAAGAACUCCCAGUUCAUCAGCUACCCCAUCACUCUGUUUGUGGAGAAGGAACGUGAUAAAGAGGUGAACAGUGAUGAGGCUGAAGGAAAGGAAGAGAAAGAGGAGGAAAAAGAAAAGGAAGAGGAGGGACGCCUGGAGGAGUCUGAUGACAAACCUGAGAUAGAAGAUGUUGGUUCUGAUGAGGAAGAGGAGGAGAAGAAGGACGGUGACAAGAAGAAGAAAAAGAAGAUCAAGGAGAAGUACAUUGAUCAGGAAGAGUUGAACAACACAAAGCCUAUUUGGACCUACAACCCCGAUAUUACCAAUGAGGAGUAUGGAGAAUUCUAGAGUUUGACCAAUUACUGGGAGGAUCACUUGGCAGUGAAGCAUUUUUCAGUGGAAGGACAGUUGGAGUUCUGAGCUCUUCUCUUUGUGCCAAGACAUACUCCCUUUGACCUAUUCGAGAACAGAAAGAAAAAGAACAACAUUAAGUUGUAUGUUUGCAGCGUUUUCAUCAUGAAUAACUGUGAGGAGCUCAUCCCAGAGUAUCUGAAUUUCAUCAGAGGUGUGGUGGACUCUGAGGAUCCUCUAAAUAUUUCCCAUGAGAUGCUGCAGCAAAGCAAAAUUUUAAAGGUUUUCAGAAAGGACUUGAUCAAGAAGUGCUUAGAACUCUUCACGGAACUGGCCAAAGACAAAGAGAACUACAGAAAGAUUUACGAGCAGUUCUCCAAAAACAUCAAGCUUGGCAUCCACAAGGACUCUCAGAAUUGGAAGAAAUUCUGGGAGCUGUUGCACUAUUACAUGUCUGCCUCUGGUGAUGAGAUGGUGUCUCUCAAGGACUACUGCACCAGAAUGAAGGAGAACCAGAAACUCAUCUAUUACAUCACAGGUGAGAACUCAGCCUUCGUGGAGCAUCUUUGGAAACACUGCCUGGAAGUGAUUUAUAUGAUCCAGCCCACUGACGAGUACUGCGUCCAGCUGAAGGAGUUUGAGGGAAAGAUGCUGGUGUCUGUGACCAAAGAGGGCUUGGAACUUCCAGAAGAUGAAGAAGAGAAAAAGAAACAGCAAGAGAAAAAGACAAAGUUUGAAAACCUGUGCAAGAUCAUGAAGGACAUCUUAGAGAAAAAAGUUGAAAAGGUGGUCGUAUCAAACCAACUGGUAAUCUGUCCGUGCUGCAUCAUGACAAGCACAUACGGCUGGAGGGCAAACAUGGAGAGGAUCAUGAAGGCCCAGGCCUUGAGAGAUAACUCCACCAUGGGCUACAUAGCUGCGAAGAAGCACCUGGAGAUCAACCCCACCCACUCCAUCAUGGAGACCUUACUGCAGAAGGCCAAGGCCGACAAGAAGGACAAGUCUGUGAAAGACCUGGUCAUCCUGCUCUACGAGACGUUGCUCCUGUCCUCUGGCUUCAGUCUGGAAGAUCCGCAGACGCAUGCCAACAGGAUCUACAGGAUGAUCAAGCUUGGUCUCGGUAUUGAUGAAGACUACCCCAUCGCUGACGACAGCAGUGCAGCCAUGAGUGAGGAGAUGCCACCCCUGGAAGGUGACGACGACACGUCGCACAUGGAGGAGGUUGACUAGGUGCUGUGAGAA
Messenger RNA from Mustela erminea (ermine), 2028 nucleotides. RefSeq names its product heat shock protein HSP 90-alpha-like. The record is from RefSeq and is a predicted model, not a curated record. Gene Ontology annotation, biological process: cellular response to heat; protein folding; protein stabilization. Gene Ontology annotation, molecular function: disordered domain specific binding; ATP hydrolysis activity; ATP-dependent protein folding chaperone. NCBI's taxonomy places the organism in Eukaryota, Metazoa, Chordata, Mammalia, Carnivora, Mustelidae. Gene Ontology annotation, cellular component: neuronal cell body; nucleus; protein-containing complex.